Ostertagia ostertagi is the source of this 366-nucleotide messenger RNA. The record is from the annotation of a GenBank genome assembly. NCBI's taxonomy places the organism in Eukaryota, Metazoa, Nematoda, Chromadorea, Rhabditida, Trichostrongylidae.
AUGGAAACUGUUAUUUGUAGCAGCGAGCGAGUCUAUACCGUUCUGGGACCAUCAAGUGAGAUGAAAGUCAACACCAAUACACAGCACCAACUCGAAAUGUUCCAUCAAGAGGCACGAUUAAUGCGAAUGUACGAUCAUAGGAAUGUGGUUAAGCUCCAUGGUAUGGUUUACAGUGAAGACGAUGUAAUGGUGGUUAUGGAACUGGUCAGCGGUGGAGGUUUGAACACAGAUGUAGCAGCUCGUAAUUGCCUUGUUACAACUGAUGGACGGAUGAUCAAACUUUCCGAUUUUGGAUUGGCAGCUCAUGGAAGCCGAAUUAAACUGCCAUCAACUGAACGAGUCCCAAUCCGAUGGUUUGUGGUCUAG